ACGUCACAGGGACAAACGACGACCACGAACGCCAGCGAGGCGGUCCCGUAGACUGGAGAGAAUGAAGGAGGGAGAGAAAUAAAAGAAGAAGAUGGAGAAGAAUAGGGAAGAAGGUGUAGAUGGAGGGAGAAGCCGCCGGGAUUAGAUAAGAUGCAGAUGCAGAUGCAGAUGCAGAUGGUCGGGCAUGCGGCGACAAAGAGGCCGGCACAGGACAGGCGUCAGUUCCCCCCUCGCAGCGAAUCAGUCCAGCGGUUCAGCGGCAGAAGAGCUGAAUUGCGCCGCCGGUCAGUUGCUGGCAGCCGCUGGUGACGGUUCUCGUAGCACUCGGACAGGACAGGCAAAGACGCAGCGCCCCUGUAAAUGUGCGUCUCUUGUUCGCCUCGAAGCUGCGAUUUGCAGUGCGUUGCGAUUUGAUGUGGGAGGGCGGUGGAGGGGGGUUGCUUAGGUUGGCUCCAGUGUGGGGAGACUUUUUUGCCCGC
Molecule: messenger RNA, 479 nt
Organism: Trichoderma harzianum CBS 226.95
Lineage: Eukaryota; Fungi; Ascomycota; Sordariomycetes; Hypocreales; Hypocreaceae
Exons: 1
Coding region: 185-445 (86 amino acids)
Source: RefSeq, a predicted model, not a curated record